UUGACCUUACGAAGGUAGUGGGUAGUAAAGAAGUAUUGUAAGAGAUGUUGUAGGGAAGUUGUAGGAUUAUGCGAAGUGGUGACUGGCAAGUUAGCGUAGCGUGAUAGGCACGUCUGGGUAUUAAGAAUGCGAUUAUCUAGAAGGAAACCCUACUUGGUUCUUUCCCGGAUAACCAUUAGGAUGAUUUCCAAUGCCAAAAUCUGCCAUUUGAAUCCUCCUCCAAGGAGAGAUUCGCUAGCGUUAUCCUUGAAGAUCAAUAAUGACUUGAUGAACCACUUCAAAAACUGCAUUAAGAGAAAUAUUAUACCCAAAUUGGUUAUUAAGAAUGGUCAAAUUUUAAUUAAAAUAACUGAAGAUUUAAUAUUCCCAUGUAAUCAAAUUCCGGAGAACUUGAAAUUCGAUAUUUAUGCCAAUGAUGAAAGGAAUAACUACAAGUUUGAAGGUACGGUUAAUAACCGAUUAAACGUACUUAAUGAUUCUAAGCAAGCUAAAAAUAUCUUGAAAAAUUUAGAUAAUAAUCAACCAAUAAGUUUACCAAAUAGUCCAUUACCACUGGCAAAUCAAAAGUCAUCGCUAGCAUUAGACCAUAACCCAUAUAAGAUAAAUCAAAAUGAUUCCAAAUUAAUUAUUUUAGAAAAAUUCUUAUGUUUAAUUGCAUUGGGUCCAAUUACCAUAGACAAAAUUUAUAAAAUUUUAUCAACGGAUGAUAAUCUUUUGAAAAAUUUAAUAGAUAAUUAUACUCAAGUGUAUGAUCCAAAUGAUUCGUUUAUAAUUGAUGAUGUUUUCCCUAAUUUGGAAGUGAACGAAUCAAUCGACAAAAAUCAAAAUUCUUUGAUUUUGAAAGAUAAAGCUUAUAAAGAAUUGAAACCAUGGAACUGGAAAUGGUUUAAUGAUUUCGAAAGAAACUUGAUCAUAAACAAUAUUAAUAAUGCAUUAACUAGACUAGGUUUUUCGGAUACUCAUCCGUUAAGAAGAAAAAUUACUAAUCCGGAUUUAUCGAAUAAUUUAAAUCCAAGUAAAUUAGGUGGAGGUUUUUUAACUUCAAAUAAAAAAUUUAAAAAAUCUUUAACUGACCUGCCUAAGUUAUUACCUGAUAAUAAAAUUCUUUCUACGAGUAAAACCACUUCUCCUAAGAAAAGAACCAAUUCGAGUGAUGACGAAAAGAAAGCGAAAGCUUUAAAGAAAAAUCCUGAAGAUGACGAUAAACCAAUUGAAAAAAAAUUAAAAUACUAUAAUGAUUUAGCAAUCAAAUUUAAAGAAAAAUAUAACGAUUAUGAAAAACUAUAUACUUACUUAAAGAAUCAUAAAAAAUCCGACCAAAAGAAACAAUUGAUUAAGUUAUUCGAAUUACAUCUGAAAUUAUCAGAAUGGAAAAGAAAACUAUGGGAUUAUAAUAAUGAAUAUAAAUUAAAAGAAAAUAUAAUGACAUUAUCCAAGCACAAAAAGACCAAAAAUCAAACAACAUCAAUUCCUAAAAAUGAUAAACUUCAAAAAAUUUCAUUAGAUUACUAA
This is a messenger RNA of Hyphopichia burtonii NRRL Y-1933, 1512 nucleotides long. RefSeq lists its product as uncharacterized. NCBI's taxonomy places the organism in Eukaryota, Fungi, Ascomycota, Pichiomycetes, Serinales, Debaryomycetaceae. The record is from RefSeq and is a predicted model, not a curated record. The transcript has 2 exons. The coding region runs from base 127 to 1512 and encodes 461 amino acids.